Nicotiana tabacum (common tobacco) is the source of this 564-nucleotide messenger RNA. Lineage: Eukaryota; Viridiplantae; Streptophyta; Magnoliopsida; Solanales; Solanaceae. The record is from RefSeq and is a predicted model, not a curated record.
AUGUCGGCGGCGACCUCAAGCAACGCCGAGACCUCUGUUGCCAGGUUAUUACUUUCACUGUCAGUUCAUGGCCGACGAGGUCAGCUUUUCUCCAACGGGGUAAAGCUCUCAGAUCUUUCCGACAAGUUGGUGGUUCUUCGUUCAGAUCUGGCCCAAAAUCUCUUCUCCAACAAUUCCCGGGUCUUAGUCGUCUCAGCCGGGGCGGGUCAUUCCGUUAUGGCCCUGAAUAAGAUAGGUGUUAACGAUGUCAACGGUGUCGAGCUCGUGGAAUCGCACCCGCUUGUGGGCCGUGCGGAUCCACACAGUCUGCCAUUUUUUGAUGACGUGUUUGAUUUUGGGUUCAGCCCGUUUCUGGAACGGGCCUUGUUCCCGGCCCGAUACGUGGGGGAAAUGGAGAGAACGGUGAAAGGUGGCGGCGCGUGUGUAGUAGCUGUGGAAGAGUGUGGCGGUGAAGAGGUGGAAGAGGUGGAGAAAUUGUUCAGAAAGUCGAAGUUGGUCGAGGUGAAUAAUGUGACUCUUGGUGGAGAAAAAAGGACGAGCAUUGUAAUGAAAGUUGUAAAGUGA